Molecule: messenger RNA, 1746 nt
Organism: Exophiala oligosperma
Lineage: Eukaryota; Fungi; Ascomycota; Eurotiomycetes; Chaetothyriales; Herpotrichiellaceae
Exons: 1
Coding region: 1-1746 (581 amino acids)
Biological process (GO): oligosaccharide catabolic process
Molecular function (GO): alpha-amylase activity
Source: RefSeq, a predicted model, not a curated record
AUGAUCUACGCUACCACCAGACAGAACCGGCUAUGGUGGAAAGAAGCAGUCGUCUACGAAGUCUACCCGGCCAGUUUCAAAGACUCAAACAACGACGGCAUAGGAGACAUACAGGGUAUAAUCUCCAAGUUGGAUUACCUUCAUCAUCUCGGAGUCGACGCCAUAUGGGUUGCACCGCACUACAAGAGUCCGCAGGUGGACAUGGGCUACGACAUUAGUGACUUUGAAGAUAUUCACGAACCCUAUGGCACACUGGAGGACUGUCAAUGCCUGAUAGACGAGGUACAUAAACGCGGCAUGCGGAUACUAUUCGACCUAGUCAUCAACCACACAUCCGACCAACACCCUUGGUUUCAAGAGUCCAGGUCUUCAAAAGGAAACCCCAAAAGAGAUUGGUAUAUGUGGAGGCCACCACGAUAUGAUCCAAAUGGAAAAAGGCUGCCUCCGAAUAAUUGGCGAAGCCAAUUCACAGUUCCGGCAUGGACGUGGGAUGAGAAGACACAAGAAUAUUACCUUCACGUCUAUGCCGAUCAACAACCAGAUCUGAACUGGGAAAAUGAAGAGUGCCGUCGGGCCAUCUACGAGAGUGCCAUCAGGUUCUGGCUCAGACGCGGUGUGGAUGGCUUCCGGAUUGACACGGUCAACAAAUACUCCAAAGUCCCUGGACUGCCGGAUGCGAAGAUCUCCGACCCGGGAGAAGACACACAGGUAGCCUUUGACAUGUACACGAACGGACCUCGAAUCCACGAAUACCUCCGCGAGAUCAACAGCGUCUUCGCCGAGUUUGGCGAGAUCAUGACUGUCGGAGAGCUACCCAAUACACCAGACCCGAACAAAGUGCUCGAGUACAUAUCCAAUAAGAACAAGGAACUCAACAUGGUCUUCAACUUUGACACGGUGUACCUUGGAACCAAACCAGGAAACCGAUUCAUCCCGGUGGCAUUCGACAAUUCAGAUUUUAAGCGGGAGCUCACCAAGUGGCAGAAUGUCAUUGACGAUGGCACGGCCUGGACUACGGUGUUCCUCGAAAACCACGACCAGCCAAGGUCGGUGUCCCGCUUCGCGUCGGACGACCCGCACCUGCGAGAGGCUUCGGCAAAGAUGCUGUCGACUGUGCUUUGUUCCCUGAGCGGCACCUUGUUCCUGUACCAAGGGCAGGAAAUCGGAAUGAUCAACGCGCCAGUCGAUUGGCCUGUGGAAAACUAUCAGUGUGUCCGGUCGAGAAACUAUUUUGCCGACGUCUGCGCGAAGACCCAAAACGACCCCGAGGCUAUCGCGGAAGCUCGAAAGGCGCUACAGCGAGUCGCUCGGGAUCAUGCCAGAGUGCCCAUGCAGUGGGACUCUUCGGCGAACGCUGGCUUUACAGGCUUCGAGAUUCACCCUUGGAUGCCGGUAUUAGCCUCGUGCAGAGAGAUCAGCGUCGCAGAUCAGCUGGACCGACGGGACAGCGUUCUUCGCUUCUGGCGAGAAAUGUUGUCGCUCCGGAAAAUGUAUCUCGGUCUUUUUGUCUAUGGGCGGUUCACAAUGGUAGAGUCUCCUGCUGACAUCUUUGUAUUCACGAAACACGACGUUGACUCAGGCUGUACAUCUCUCACUGUGGCCAAUCUGUCGGCAGAGACGAAGGAGUUUACAGUCCCCGCGGAAAUAGAGUUGGACACAUUCAAAUUGAUCAUGCGCACAGUCGGGGAUGUCGAGUCCAAACUAGAACCAUUCGAGGCACGGAUAUACGUGAGUGGUGCAGAAUGA